Molecule: messenger RNA, 5007 nt
Organism: Closterium sp. Naga37s-1
Lineage: Eukaryota; Viridiplantae; Streptophyta; Zygnematophyceae; Desmidiales; Closteriaceae
Source: the annotation of a GenBank genome assembly
AUGGCCAAGUCCUACCCUACCGUCAGCGAGGAGUACCAGACGGCGGUUACGAAGGCUAAGAGGGAGUUGAGGGCUCUCAUUGCGGAGAAGAACUGCGCUCCCAUUAUCGUUCGCCUGGCUUGGCAUGGUGCUGGCACUUUUGAUGUCAAGGAUAAAACCGGAGGUCCCUUCGGAACGAUCCGCAAGCCGGAAGAGCUGGCGCACGGAGCGAACGCUGGUCUCAAGUGGGCUGUUGACGUCCUCGAGCCCAUCAAGACCAAGUACAACAUCCUCUCUUACGGCGAUCUCUACCAGCUUGCUGGAGUCGUCGCUGUGGAGGUUACUGGAGGCCCAGAGGUUGCCUUCAAUCCCGGACGCAAGGAUGGGGAGAAGGCCCCGCCUGAAGGCCGCCUACCAGAUGCCACGGGGGGCUCGAACCACCUGAGGGACAUCUUCUACAAGAUGGGCCUCAACGACAAGGAGAUCGUCGCUCUUUCUGGCGCUCACACUCUGGGGAAAUGCCACAAGGAGAGGUCAGGAUUUGAGGGCGCGUGGACCACACAACCCCUGAAGUUCGACAACGAGUACUUUGUCAACCUUCUGGGCGACAAUGACAAGGGUCUGCUGGUCCUUCCCAGUGACAAGGCCCUCGUGGAGGACCCUGAGUUCAAGAAGUUUGUCGAACUCUAUGCCAAGGGGAGUGAUGAGGAGGGCAGUGAGGAGGGCAGCGAGGAGGGCAGCGAGGAGGGCAGUGAGGAGGGCAGUGAGGAGGGCAGUGAGGAGGGCAGUGAGGAGGGCAGUGAGGAGGGUAGCGAGGAGGGCAGCGAGGAGGGCGGUGAGGAGGGCAGUGAGGAGGGCAGUGAGGAGGGCAGUGAGGAGGGCAGUGAGGAGGGUAGCGAGGAGGGCAGUGAGGAGGGCAGUGAGGAGGGCAGUGAGGAGGGCAGUGAGGAGGGCAGUGAGGAGGGUAGCGAGGAGGGCAGUGAGGAGGGCAGUGAGGAGGGCAGUGAGGAGGGCAGUGAGGAGGGCAGUGAGGAGGGUAGCGAGGAGGGCAGUGAGGAGGGCAGUGAGGAGGGCAGUGAGGAGGGCAGUGAGGAGGGCAGUGAGGAGGGUAGCGAGGAGGGCAGUGAGGAGGGCAGUGAGGAGGGCAGUGAGGAGGGCAGUGAGGAGGGCAGUGAGGAGGGUAGCGAGGAGGGCAGUGAGGAGGGCAGUGAGGAGGGCAGUGAGGAGGGCAGUGAGGAGGGCAGUGAGGAGGGUAGCGAGGAGGGCAGUGAGGAGGGCAGUGAGGAGGGCAGUGAGGAGGGCAGUGAGGAGGGCAGUGAGGAGGGUAGCGAGGAGGGCAGUGAGGAGGGCAGUGAGGAGGGCAGUGAGGAGGGCAGUGAGGAGGGCAGUGAGGAGGGUAGCGAGGAGGGCAGUGAGGAGGGCAGUGAGGAGGGCAGUGAGGAGGGCAGUGAGGAGGGCAGUGAGGAGGGUAGCGAGGAGGGCAGUGAGGAGGGCAGUGAGGAGGGCAGUGAGGAGGGCAGUGAGGAGGGCAGUGAGGAGGGUAGCGAGGAGGGCAGUGAGGAGGGCAGUGAGGAGGGCAGUGAGGAGGGCAGUGAGGAGGGCAGUGAGGAGGGUAGCGAGGAGGGCAGUGAGGAGGGCAGUGAGGAGGGCAGUGAGGAGGGCAGUGAGGAGGGCAGUGAGGAGGGUAGCGAGGAGGGCAGUGAGGAGGGCAGUGAGGAGGGCAGUGAGGAGGGCAGUGAGGAGGGCAGUGAGGAGGGUAGCGAGGAGGGCAGUGAGGAGGGCAGUGAGGAGGGCAGUGAGGAGGGCAGUGAGGAGGGCAGUGAGGAGGGUAGCGAGGAGGGCAGUGAGGAGGGCAGUGAGGAGGGCAGUGAGGAGGGCAGUGAGGAGGGCAGUGAGGAGGGUAGCGAGGAGGGCAGUGAGGAGGGCAGUGAGGAGGGCAGUGAGGAGGGCAGUGAGGAGGGCAGUGAGGAGGGUAGCGAGGAGGGCAGUGAGGAGGGCAGUGAGGAGGGCAGUGAGGAGGGAGGAGGAGGCAGUGAGGAGGGCAGGAGGAGGGCAGGCAGUGAGGAGGGUAGCGAGGAGGGCAGUGAGGAGGGCAGUGAGGAGGGCAGUGAGGAGGGCAGUGAGGAGGGCAGUGAGGAGGGUAGCGAGGAGGGCAGUGAGGAGGGCAGUGAGGAGGGCAGUGAGGAGGGCAGUGAGGAGGGCAGUGAGGAGGGUAGCGAGGAGGGCAGUGAGGAGGGCAGUGAGGAGGGCAGUGAGGAGGGCAGUGAGGAGGGCAGUGAGGAGGGUAGCGAGGAGGGCAGUGAGGAGGGCAGUGAGGAGGGCAGUGAGGAGGGCAGUGAGGAGGGCAGUGAGGAGGGUAGCGAGGAGGGCAGUGAGGAGGGCAGUGAGGAGGGCAGUGAGGAGGGCAGUGAGGAGGGCAGUGAGGAGGGUAGCGAGGAGGGCAGUGAGGAGGGCAGUGAGGAGGGCAGUGAGGAGGGCAGUGAGGAGGGCAGUGAGGAGGGUAGCGAGGAGGGCAGUGAGGAGGGCAGUGAGGAGGGCAGUGAGGAGGGCAGUGAGGAGGGCAGUGAGGAGGGUAGCGAGGAGGGCAGUGAGGAGGGCAGUGAGGAGGGCAGUGAGGAGGGCAGUGAGGAGGGCAGUGAGGAGGGUAGCGAGGAGGGCAGUGAGGAGGGCAGUGAGGAGGGCAGUGAGGAGGGCAGUGAGGAGGGCAGUGAGGAGGGUAGCGAGGAGGGCAGUGAGGAGGGCAGUGAGGAGGGCAGUGAGGAGGGCAGUGAGGAGGGCAGUGAGGAGGGUAGCGAGGAGGGCAGUGAGGAGGGCAGUGAGGAGGGCAGUGAGGAGGGCAGUGAGGAGGGCAGUGAGGAGGGUAGCGAGGAGGGCAGUGAGGAGGGCAGUGAGGAGGGCAGUGAGGAGGGCAGUGAGGAGGGCAGUGAGGAGGGUAGCGAGGAGGGCAGUGAGGAGGGCAGUGAGGAGGGCAGUGAGGAGGGCAGUGAGGAGGGCAGUGAGGAGGGUAGCGAGGAGGGCAGUGAGGAGGGCAGUGAGGAGGGCAGUGAGGAGGGCAGUGAGGAGGGCAGUGAGGAGGGUAGCGAGGAGGGCAGUGAGGAGGGCAGUGAGGAGGGCAGUGAGGAGGGCAGUGAGGAGGGCAGUGAGGAGGGUAGCGAGGAGGGCAGUGAGGAGGGCAGUGAGGAGGGCAGUGAGGAGGGCAGUGAGGAGGGCAGUGAGGAGGGUAGCGAGGAGGGCAGUGAGGAGGGCAGUGAGGAGGGCAGUGAGGAGGGCAGUGAGGAGGGCAGUGAGGAGGGUAGCGAGGAGGGCAGUGAGGAGGGCAGUGAGGAGGGCAGUGAGGAGGGCAGUGAGGAGGGCAGUGAGGAGGGUAGCGAGGAGGGCAGUGAGGAGGGCAGUGAGGAGGGCAGUGAGGAGGGCAGUGAGGAGGGCAGUGAGGAGGGUAGCGAGGAGGGCAGUGAGGAGGGCAGUGAGGAGGGCAGUGAGGAGGGCAGUGAGGAGGGCAGUGAGGAGGGUAGCGAGGAGGGCAGUGAGGAGGGCAGUGAGGAGGGCAGUGAGGAGGGCAGUGAGGAGGGCAGUGAGGAGGGUAGCGAGGAGGGCAGUGAGGAGGGCAGUGAGGAGGGCAGUGAGGAGGGCAGUGAGGAGGGCAGUGAGGAGGGUAGCGAGGAGGGCAGUGAGGAGGGCAGUGAGGAGGGCAGUGAGGAGGGCAGUGAGGAGGGCAGUGAGGAGGGUAGCGAGGAGGGCAGUGAGGAGGGCAGUGAGGAGGGCAGUGAGGAGGGCAGUGAGGAGGGCAGUGAGGAGGGUAGCGAGGAGGGCAGUGAGGAGGGCAGUGAGGAGGGCAGUGAGGAGGGCAGUGAGGAGGGCAGUGAGGAGGGUAGCGAGGAGGGCAGUGAGGAGGGCAGUGAGGAGGGCAGUGAGGAGGGCAGUGAGGAGGGCAGUGAGGAGGGUAGCGAGGAGGGCAGUGAGGAGGGCAGUGAGGAGGGCAGUGAGGAGGGCAGUGAGGAGGGCAGUGAGGAGGGUAGCGAGGAGGGCAGUGAGGAGGGCAGUGAGGAGGGCAGUGAGGAGGGCAGUGAGGAGGGCAGUGAGGAGGGUAGCGAGGAGGGCAGUGAGGAGGGCAGUGAGGAGGGCAGUGAGGAGGGCAGUGAGGAGGGCAGUGAGGAGGGUAGCGAGGAGGGCAGUGAGGAGGGCAGUGAGGAGGGCAGUGAGGAGGGCAGUGAGGAGGGCAGUGAGGAGGGUAGCGAGGAGGGCAGUGAGGAGGGCAGUGAGGAGGGCAGUGAGGAGGGCAGUGAGGAGGGCAGUGAGGAGGGUAGCGAGGAGGGCAGUGAGGAGGGCAGUGAGGAGGGCAGUGAGGAGGGCAGUGAGGAGGGCAGUGAGGAGGGUAGCGAGGAGGGCAGUGAGGAGGGCAGUGAGGAGGGCAGUGAGGAGGGCAGUGAGGAGGGCAGUGAGGAGGGUAGCGAGGAGGGCAGUGAGGAGGGCAGUGAGGAGGGCAGUGAGGAGGGCAGUGAGGAGGGCAGUGAGGAGGGUAGCGAGGAGGGCAGUGAGGAGGGCAGUGAGGAGGGCAGUGAGGAGGGCAGUGAGGAGGGCAGUGAGGAGGGUAGCGAGGAGGGCAGUGAGGAGGGCAGUGAGGAGGGCAGUGAGGAGGGCAGUGAGGAGGGCAGUGAGGAGGGUAGCGAGGAGGGCAGUGAGGAGGGCAGUGAGGAGGGCAGUGAGGAGGGCAGUGAGGAGGGCAGUGAGGAGGGUAGCGAGGAGGGCAGUGAGGAGGGCAGUGAGGAGGGCAGUGAGGAGGGCAGUGAGGAGGGCAGUGAGGAGGGUAGCGAGGAGGGCAGUGAGGAGGGCAGUGAGGAGGGCAGUGAGGAGGGCAGUGAGGAGGGCAGUGUGGAUCUGACAAUGUCAGGGAAGGCUGCAACAGACUCCAUGGCGGUGCGGAAGAGGAGCAUGGGGAGGGGCGUCUGGCCGACCUGCGCAAGACAAUCUAGGAUGCCGAGCGGCACUGCUAGAAGGGGACUUGGAAAGGUGGAUAUAGGUCUGGUGUAA